AUGUCAAAAGAGGGGGAAAGAGCAUCAGUGUUGAAGACCACUAAGGUUCGGACCAAGCUGAAGGGAGAUGGCAGCUGGAUGCAGAGACUCAGUGAACCUCAGUCUGAAACAGAGGAGGAGAAACCAUGGAUGGCAGAAGUCAGAGUGAAUCGACUGAAUGGAGCCCCUAUAGACACCAGCCCAGUGGCCUCUCCCACAUGCAAGACCCCUCCCUCCCCCACCAGACCUGCAGAAGAUGGUGUGUCAACAUCCAGCUUCACCAAGAGGCCUUCAGAGAGCUACAAGAGAAUAGCUCCUCACACAGUGCGUCCCACCUUAAACCUCCCAGUUCAAACUGAGGAGCAGCUUUCCCCAGAGGAGAAGGAGAAACGAGAGGAAGCAGCCAUGGAUGUGCUCAGGACUUCUUCAGCCCGACAACGCUCCUACGUUCUCUCAGCUGCCAAGAAAUACGAUUCUACAGAGAAACCACUAGAAACCUCCCUGACCCCAGAUGUUUCAUCUUUUGUGGCUAAAAGGGUGGUGAUCACAGACAAUGACGACUCUGUCUUCACUGAGACUCCCUCUGUCCCCAAAGAACCAGCUGCUCCAUCUGUGAAAGACGUCUCUCCUGUAUCCCCCGUCAUAGUUGACACCCCAGCAGUGAUUGGCCCUUCUGAGGGCAUGAAGCCAGGGUGUCCCAAAAUGGCUACUCCACUUCCUGAGUUGACAGUCGGGGUGAUGAAAAAACUGUCCCCAGAGAGGGGUGUCCCGUUGAGAGACAUCCCCCCAGUGUCCUCUGUAUUAGUGUCCCCUGUCCCAUGUAACCCAGUGAAGAAGAAUCCUGCCCCAGUGGACACACUGACAGCCCUGUCUGACACACUCAUCUCCUUCGACACAGGUUCAUCCAGUCUAGAACAGGAGUUGGUAAAACCCAUCCCUCCCAUCCCAGGAUCUUGGAGUCAGGAGCUUCUCAGUGGAUCAGACAGGCUCAGUUAUGCCGAGUCCGAGGAGGAAGAGGAGGAGCCGAGAGACGAGAAGCCACACAGUGUGAAUGAAAAUGUGUUGGAGGCCCUUGAAGACGACUUUAUCCCCAUCAACACAAACACAACAAGUGAGGAGGAGGAGCCUGAGGAGCAGAAUCAACAGGUGUCCCUGGUUACGGUUCAGAAACAUUCUAGCUCCUACUCCAGGACCUUGGACAGUUCUGCCAACCAGAGACCCACGUCACCAGACACCGAGUCCAAGAAGGGUUUUGUGUAUCUGAAGGAGUACGUUAACGCUACAGACCUAACCAAGCACAACACCAGAGACAACGUUUCUGACUAUGUAACGUCUAGUUCUACCAGCUAUUCCCACAGCAGCCCCUCCUCUUACACCAGGACUACCACGACGUCUGCCUGUACGUACUGUGGAGAGCAGGUGGGCAACGAUGCCAAGAUCACCAUCGAGCACCUCAACAUCUCCUGCCACCCGGCCUGCUUCAAGUGUGGUGUUUGCAGUAAGCCAAUGGGAGACUUUCUGUACAACAUGUUCCUGCACAAAGGGACAGUCCACUGUGAGAGCUGCUACACCAACGUCUUGUAGAUUGCUUCUUCCCCUUGUCUCCUCGUCUCUUUUCCUUCAUGGCCACAGAGGUGACAAGACUGGAAGGCUGAUAUAACUGCUCUCUCCUAUCAAGACCUGUCGUCUGCUAACAGACAGGGGACACUGCACCUUUAAUUUGACAGGAAUUUCCAUGUGUCACAUUUUGUUUUCAGACCUUUGUAUGGGUCCUACUGAAUUGAAUGAGGUUAACACUGAAAUACUAUGGCAGUUAUUCUAUGGUUUAGGGUUGGUAAAGAUAAUAAUAUGAUCAUAUUACUGAUAUAGUUGAAUCUUCCGUCCGUUUCAAUGGCCACUUUUUCUGUUGCCUUUUUCUCCUUUAAAGGCCCAGUGCAGUCAAAAACAUGAUUUCCUGUGUUUUAUAUUUCCACACUAUGAGGU
Molecule: messenger RNA, 1962 nt
Organism: Salvelinus namaycush (lake trout)
Lineage: Eukaryota; Metazoa; Chordata; Actinopteri; Salmoniformes; Salmonidae
Product: zinc finger protein 185-like
Exons: 17
Coding region: 1-1563 (520 amino acids)
Source: RefSeq, a predicted model, not a curated record